This is a messenger RNA of Columba livia (rock pigeon), 16283 nucleotides long. RefSeq lists its product as uncharacterized. The record is from RefSeq and is a predicted model, not a curated record. The transcript has 16 exons. The coding region runs from base 3605 to 4330 and encodes 241 amino acids. Lineage: Eukaryota; Metazoa; Chordata; Aves; Columbiformes; Columbidae.
UUUUUCCCUUUAAACACAAGCCGCAGGGAUGCGGAGGCCUCCUUGAGGAUGCUGAUGAGUCGUUGAGGGAACUUGCCCGAGGGAUUGUGGAAAGCUGCCCUCGGUGCUUGGAGCUCGGGUUCCUAAACCCAAAGGUGCCGUGUGACUAUGUGUGUCCGGAUAGCUUUAAGGAUGUCCCAUAAGCGUUAGAUGGCAGCCCAGUCCUAAUUGCUGCUGAAUUCCCGGUGCGGGAUGGGACCCCAGGGACCUCCGGGACUUUGGCUACAGGGGCUGAGUGGGGGCAGAGAGAAUUUUCUUCAGGACCCUCAUUACAGAACUUAAAAAGGCCUCUCAGGGUUUCCUUCGGGGGCAAACACGGUUACGUUGGAGUACGUGUGUUAUACCUUGUGUUGGCAGUGGGGUUAUCACAAAGAAUUACUGGAAACCCGAGUGCCCGCAGGGUGCUGGUGCUGCCAGCAAGUGGAUUAACGACAGGCGGGGGCAACGGCGCAGGGUUCGCGCGGGUCUAAUUCGCGUCUUAAAUCAAGGAGACAGCUCCGAAUAAAAUGCAUUUAUUCAUUUAUGCCUCAGACUUUAUCACUGAAGUGUGGCGAAGAAAAAGCCCCUAACAAGUAAACUUCAGGGAAGAAAUUGAAAUGCAUGCAAACGCAGAUGUUGCUUUGGGAGAGGUUUCUUGAAAGUUACCUUCUUCUAAAAAUAAAUGUGAGAAUAUGUAAACGACUUGCAGCUUGCACAACUCAACAAACUGUGAAGAUUAUCAGCUGGACCGUGAGAAAAAUUGACUUUCUGCAAUAGUAAUUAAAAAGUAAAAUGUGAAGGCCAAAAGAAAUGAGACUUGGGAACGGGAUGAACGUUUGGUUUCCUCCCUGCUGUCUGAGGAGCACAGCGGUGCGGGAAGCUGCGAGUUUACGGUCAGUACUGAGCCCCGAUAUCCGAGGUGACCGGCAGGGGCUGCGUGUGCCCCAGGAAGAAGAGCGUUCACAAAAGCAGCUUGCAAGCUUCUGGCUUUUUACUUUUUAAGUGCUAAUUAGAAAAUUAAGAACAUCCAACUCCCACACAUCCAUUUGUCAUGUUCUGCUUUGCCACAGUCAUUUCAAUAAAAGGUUUCACGAUUUCUCUGCGAUGCACAGUUCGGAACGCGCAUCUCCUAAACCGAAAUGCAUUAUUUCAUUAACAACACACAACUGUGAAUCAGGAAACACAGCAGAGUAGCGCACAGCGACUUGCUCGCAACCAGAAAUAUACCUUCCUGCAGCUGCGAUGGAACGGGGUGAUUUGCUUAGAAAAACCGGUAGAGUCAAUUUGUGUAGCUCAGUACCGAGGGUGGGAGCACCCAAGGGUGUGUUCCCAGAAGGGAACUUGUCCUCUUACCUUGAGAUGUGUCCGUGCGCUUGGGCGGUGACUGCAGCAGUGCCAUGGAAAGGGGUCGUCACCGGCGUUUCUCCAGUGAAUUACAGAUACAGAGAGCAAUGCGCAGUACAGGCUGUGUGAGAGGAGUUCAUCUCCAAUAGAGCCAGUUGUGGGGUAGAAGGACCGUCACUCGUCAGACACAGGCGGGCCCCGGGGGACCAGGACGAGGUCUCUGGAGCAGACACGGCCAGCGCUGUGGAAUGGUUUGGAGAGAGAGACAGGACAGAGAAGCCUGGCAAAGCCUGUCCAGAUGCUGUGCCCCGGUGACGGCAGAACCGGAGGGCAGAGGAGCCAGUGCCCCUUGUCAUCGGUGCCAGGAGUGCAAUGUCGCAGCACUAACCAGAGCAGAUACCCCCGAGCAUCUGCCGCCUCUGCUCCCCUCCCCAGGCGUCCCUUCCCCGACGCGGCGGCUCCGGGUGAGCACACAGCACAGCCGGAUGACCCCCCCGCGCUGAGCUGCGGGAGCGGGGACACGCUGCCUUUAUUGAAGUGCCAAACGAGUCUCGCUCCAUCACAAUGGGAUGUGACCGCUGCUCUCCAUGCAAUGGGACAGUUUUGUCACCUCUCCGCUCUCCUCUCUAAUAGCAAUAUCCUUCUGCUGCGUGCUAGAUAAUGUGAAUGUCUAUUCACAUUUUAGGUACAGCGCGAUGACUUGUGCUUGACAGAUCUCAUUAUGUCAUAGAUCAACCAGUCUAAAAUUUACAUAGGCUCGGAUUAAAAGCCAUUAGGCAAAGUCUUCCAGUCUGCGUGGUUUCAGGUAGGCAAACCCUUCUCCUUAUGUCUCUCUACUUUUUUUUAAUAGAAUCUAAUAACAGAAAAUUGCAGAAAUGUAACAAAAUGCAAUCAACAUAAUCAGAGUUGUCAAAACCUGUGCUUGGAAAUCAUAACCUGGAUUUCCACAAAGCAGAGGAGCCGCAGCUGGUCUGACAACAGCAUCCCAGUGGUUUUAGACCUUUAAAGCCAAUAUUCUUUCUCCUCCUGAAAUUUCAUUAUCCUUGAAGUGACACUCUCCUGUUUUUAAAGCCUGCCUUAGUAAUUGAAUACUGGCAUGGGCAUUGACACAAUGAACACACACCUAAUGCAAAUCCCUAACAGAUACUCACGUAGUUAAAUUUCUCCUCAAUUGUCCCCUCAUGAAGUUGUUCCUUUCCUCCCGUAUGGAGAGACAUUGUGCCGGAGAUCUGCAGAGUGAGUCUCCAGAGGGCACAUUGGAGCAGUCGAGACAAUCUGUGCCCAGCGAGCAAACCAUGUGUACGUGUGUCCUUGCAAAACCCGAGCAUAUGGUGAACAAUGGGUGCCUAAUGAGAGACACCUGCGUUACGUGACCCCGGUACCCGGGCGCGAUAAUCCAGCAGAUAACAAAGAGCUGUUCUCCCACCCGCUGCUUCCAGCGUUACCCAACUUGAACAACCUUCCCAUGAGAACCUGCCCCGUCUUUUUCAGACUGCUGUCUCCUUCAGAUCGGGAUUUGCCUUCUACAUGUGUGCUCUUUCCAGCUGGGUCCCGUUCCCUCACCCCAACAUGAUCGGCUUUGUCACAGAGGUGGUUGUUUUUAACAAACAAAAAAGUACUGGGUUUUUUCUACUUUAAAAAAAAAAUUCUCGGAACUAGGUUUGGCAGUCACCAAACAUACAUUCCCACUGGCUUAAAGCCCGAGUUCUCCUCCCAUUGUGUGCGUGUUGGGAAGAGCUGGAGCCUCUGCAGGAGGCAAAUGUGAACCCGCUGCUGUGUGUGAGCCGCCUGAGGCUGAAUGGGUGACCACCAGACCACCAAACUGUGUUAUAUGGGACCACACACAUUCUGCAAAAUUAAGCUUAUCUUAAAUAUGUAAUCAGCAUCCUAAUUCCAUGUAUGUUCUUAUACUAUGAUCUUGCUGGAGGGAUUUCUGUUAACUGUACUUGCAAUGCUUUUUCCUUAGUACUUUGGACUAAAUUCUGCCUGUGUGCCCCUCCAUCAGCGAGGUGGACCAGAAGAGCGCUAUUGUGGAGAAAAUGUCUCAUAGGUUGUAUACCUGGCCAGUCUCUGGGUGUAUUUGCAGGGAUACUGUGGAGACAGCAGAGCUGGGUGGAGAGAGACAGCACAAAUGAGACUGGUUUUAACCACGGUGAACAAAUGGCCUGUGACAGGGCUGUAGAUCAACUCCUUUAGAUGACAAAACCAGCCAAGUGUUCGGGCACAAGAGCCGCCCCACGGGAUGGACUGGAAACAAACUUCCAGAGACUAUGGACCACAAGGCAGAUCAAUUCUUCUCUUCGGGCUAGGCAAAACGAUAAGUAGCCCAGCAGCACAGCUGGGUGUUCGGGAGGACACGUCCCCUCUCCUGCCGCUGGAACCGGUACCAGUACCAGCUACAGCUCAACAUCACCCGACGCUGCCCCGGCACCGGGGGCAGGCUGCUGCUCCAUGUCCCCGCGACACUGCAGGUGUCACCUCCAUCCCAUGCGAGCUUCCCUUGAAGAACCAGAACGUCACGGACACAUGCGCCACAAGGUAUUUGCUCAGCCGCUGUCCCGGAGCAGCAGGACGUCCUCUGCGCUGUGGGUGGGAGAGGAGGACAAACCACGCUGAGGAUGAGCAAAGGAAAGGACAAGCUGCCACCAGCACUAUCUGCUCUGGCGCAGCAGCAUUAUCGUGCUUGCAGCCCACGCUGCAUCUUCCUGGAGCAGAUAAAUUAAAGAGGGGCCGCCGGGGGCACAGGCGCCUGUACCCGUCCUGGAGCUGUUCCAGCGCGUGGAGCCGAGUUGGGCAGACGGGGCUGCCAAGCGGCCAGAAAUAUCCCGUGGACAGACGGGCCGGGCCAAGGUCACCGCCGGGGUUGGAAUCGCUCCCAUCCGCCGUCAAGCAACUCGGAGCGACACCUCACAGCGCCUGGUGCCCACACCUUGGUACCUUGUGGUUUGAGACACUGCGGCUUCAGUAACUGGAAGGUUUCCUCAAGAGACCGGGAACAUACGGGGAACGCAGCAAGGGACACUGGGGGCUCCUUCUUCCCCGCAAGAAACAUCCAGCUGCCCAGUACAAAUAUAAAGUAAUGACAACAACAGAACUGGAAACAUCUUCAAAGUCAAACUGAUAUCUUGUGGAAGAUGAGGAUAAUAUUCCAGAGAAAAUAUCAAAGGCUCGAGAAGAAUAUUCCUAGGCGCUUCCUUACAGAAGGCUUUACCACCCCCUGCAGAGGCAAUCAAGACUAAUGGGGACAUUAGUACAGCAGAGGGCUACAUAUCAGCAGAGUCCCUGGAGCAAAUAACACCCAGGAACCGAAGCAUCGCUGGCACCGUGCUCCAAAAUACCCCCCUCUGUCACAGGAAUGAGUGAAAGGGUCGUAAACAGCAGAGGGAAAAUUUUUGCCUUGUGACUGCAAAUAAGCACCCAGCAGAGCUGUUAAAAGUUGGCUGCUGAAGAAAAAAUAUGAUUCUUCCAGUUUUAUGGGCUUUUUCAGAUAGCUCUUACUCCUAUACCAUAAAUCCAAUUUUCACAUAGAUUAAACGGAAAGCCACCAAAGGCUCUGCUGAAUAAUGCGCUGGAUUUCCACGCCUGUGCUGUGUGAUGUGCACCGAAUUGAUCCCCUUCCACGCUCACGUGUGGCUCUGCAGGGCAGUGCUUGCAGCAAUACUGCAUGCUCACCACCCCAGGGGCUUUACAGCGAUAGUUACUGCUCGAAGCACAAGGAAUACCUCAGAUACUGUCAUAGAUGUUCGCGUGGGGUCUGAGUUCUUGCCUAAAUGCUUGAGCCAUUUUUGCAAAUGUUUAAAUUCAGAGCGUGCCUGUGCCCCCGGCAGCAGCUCCCCCGAGGCUGCGGUGCAGCUGCUCGCCCCAGGCUGCGGUGCAGCAGCUCCCCUGAGGCUGCAGUGCAGCCCCUCGUCCCAGGCUGCGGUGCAGCGGCUCCCCCGAGGCUGCGGUGCAGCGGCUCCCCCGAGGCUGCGGUGCAGCGGCUCGCCCCAGGCUGCAGUGCAGCGGCUCACCCCAGGCUGCGGUGCAGCGGCUCACCCCAGGCUGCGGUGCAGCUGCUAGCUCCAGGCUGCGGUGCAGCGGCUCACCCCAGGCUGCGCGGUGCAGCUGCUAGCUCCAGGCUGCGGUGCAGCGCCUCGCCCCAGGCUGCGGUGCAGCAGCUCACCUGAGGCAGAGCCAGGACGUGCUGGGCACUGACGGCUGCGCUUGUGCGGAGCUGCUGCUUUGCAACAAGCGCCUUUUCCAGGUGUAGUGUUAAACACUGGUUCGCUUCUCAAAAAGCUCAGUGCCCUGAGUGCUGUCUCAAGCACUCUGAUGUUUGCUGAUAUCUCCAUAAGUGCGAAUAACAAAGCCUGAAUCUUAGUGAUUUGCAAAAAUUUAGGAAUGUUAUGAAUAAGAAGUAUGCUGUGCAGGGCAGCGUGGUGCCACAUAGAGCAUGCUGUGUGCCAUGAUUAAUGCUAAAUGAAAAGAAAUACCACGGACUCUUACAUGUCUCAAAUAAGCAACCCAAGUUAGCUGAUGCAGCAAGAGGUGCUCUGAGGCUACUGCUCGUAUAUUUAGAACAAAGAAAAAGAUCAAAACUCUCACCCAAUACAGCUCAAUGUAUGUAAGAUGAUAUGUCAUGGAUGGGGUAGCACCUCAGUCACUUGGAUAUCGACAUUUGUAUGUUUUUGUUAACUUUGUCCUUAUCUUUCAGGUCUCCGUGGGCACCUGCAGGAUGCGCAGGUUCCAGGUGGGCAGCACCGAGCGCUGGGCUGAGCCCGUCAUGGGCAGCGUCCUGCUCGGUGACAGCCCGGGGGUUCCAUCCCCUGCUGCAGCAGCACCAGCCUUGGGCUGCUUCGUCCUUCCGUUAACGAUGACCAUUUUGUACUGAUUUGUUCUUGCUGUAAUUGCUGCUCCUCCAUCAUGUUUUGCAGUGUGCAAGUGCACUAGGGAGUAUUUGCCCGCGUGUUUGAUUUGUUAUUUAAAAUGCUUUAAGAAAGGGCUUAAAAAAAGGCAUCUCCAUUUUUAGUGUUCACAUCUACUGUUGAUAUUCAUCUUCUUACGCUUGUGUGGAGAAGAGAAGCCCGGGUGUGUUAAAAUCCCUGGGUCUGGGGGUUCCUUGGACCCCGGGUGAAGGCAGCGCUCCCCAGGGCUGCCGUUCCUUUGCUCCCGACACCGUUUGCACCGGUCGGUGUCCGGGGAGCGACAGGGCUCUAACGCGCUGCAGACACGGCCGGGCUGGCUGGGGCAGCUGCCGCUGGACGCCGUGCAGAGCGGUGCGAGCAGCCCCGCUCCGUGUGCUCCGCCCGCGCUGCGUCCCGGACAGGCUGGUAAAGGAGAGUGAGCAUGGACGCUCUGGACUUGAAUCUCAUGUGGAAAUCGUUUACUAAAAAUAAACCUAUGGAGACUCCUGGAAGUGCCGCGGGGCUGUGGGCGGAGAGGCGGGCAGGGCGGUUCUGGGCUGUCAGCUCUUCUCUCACUCACUUUGGUCGAAAAAUGUAAAUUCUAAAGAUUUUCCUGAAACAGUAUUCGGCUCUACGAAUUUGAGUUCUGGAUCAGAGCAUCACAUGUAGAUGUUAUCACACUCUAAUUUCAUCUGGGUUUGUCCUUGGAAGUGAGCAACACUUUCUAAAAUGUAAAGUCACUUCAAAUUACAAAACAUUUUUCCAAAAAGCUAGAGAUGUAAGAGGCUUGUAAAAGCGAAGCCAUCGUCACACUAGUCACAGCCAGCCGAGCUGACAUUGCCCAAGAAGGACGUGUUUAUUGCAGAAGCGAGCAGUAAGCGCAGGGCUGGCACUCGCUGCCCCGCGUUUCCACUGUUCCCUGAUCCCCGAGGGAGCGUCGGCAGCGUGACCCGCGGGUGAGCAGCUGCUCUCCCAGCCCGGUUCCGCAGGAGAGUUUCCCAGGCACAAGUGCUGGUACUAACGGAGCAACCGCUGAGCUCCCCGUGUCCCCAUCCGCAGGCGCUGGACGUGCCCAUCUCUGGUGUUAUCCAGGUAACAACUGCAGCUGGAUGUUGACAGCUGGAGUCAAAUUUGUGUGGGGACACUUGCAAGGGCUGUGUUUUAUGGCGGCAGCACGGGCAAGGCACAGUGCUGCUAUAAAUGUUUUAUGCUCUCUAGAUUGCAAUUCAGUAUAGAGACUAAAAAAAGUGCAGUAGUAAAAGCUGCCGCGGUCGUGUCGCAGCUCUUGCCUGCGUCUGUGCUGCGAUUCCUUCCCUCUCCAGUCCCAGAGCCCUCGCCAGCACAUUCCUGAGCGCAUUUAACUGUGUCUGUCUGUCACCUCUCGCUAUUAGGACCUCGGCUGCUUCCCUGCUAAUUGCGCUGCCUUACAUGACAUAGGUAUCUUCAUAACUCCAGUAAAAGCUGCUGCUGAUUUUACACAGUGAUUUCCAGCCUGUUGUCAGAUGAGUUCCUGGCAGCCUGAGCACAAGGCGCUGGCGGCUGGAUUGCUUCAUGCAAGUUUAAUGAGGCACAAGGUAAGAGGAAAUACAAUGCAGAGAGGAGGUCAGCAAAAUCGCUUAAUUAAUUAAAUAAGAUAGAAUAACUGUAAUUUCGGUAAGGGAGUGUUAUCUUUCUGGAAAUGCACUGAAAUGCCAGUUCGACUGAGAAGUGACACUCAAGCUUGUAUUGAAGUGCAUCUCCAGAACAAUAAGUCUCAUGCAGGGUGCGACAGGGGACAUUUCAAAUGAGGCAGACAGUCCACACACUUUGGAUGAUGCUUGGACGUGUGAAUUACAGACGAAGUCAGGGCGUUUAUAGUAGUGAGCACUGUAGCCUUGUAUUUCUGAAUGACAGGGGAAGCAUUGCUCAAGUGUUGAGAACAAUUAAUAUUCAUAGUUCCCUGCAAGACCUUUAAUCUGUUGCCACAAAAUACACUACAAAAUGGUAAACUUAAGCUUUUGCUUUUGGAGUGAGGAAACUGAGACUGACAAAAAGGUGAAGGAUCUGUCCAACUCCUCCCCGUUCCUCUCUCCCGCCACCUCCGCACGUGGAAGCAUCCCCGAGCCCCCCCGGGCACCCCUGGAGCCGGGCUGGCCGCUCUGUCCAACCGCCCCAUGGCGCUGCUGCUCGGCGUGAGCGUUGUCCUGCGCGAGUGCUCUGCUCCGUGCUGGCUCUGCUCUUCGUGUCACUCUGGACUGGCCAUGCUGCUGUCCCCAAAGGCAGGGACGGGGCGGCUGUGAGCACUGAGUGCCCUCCAGCCCUUCUGGCUGGGUCGCUUCCCUGCGAGGGUUAAUCUGGUUUAAAACGCUGCUGUUCUCGUGAGUUACCGGCUGACUCCUGCCAGCUGAGUGGAGAAAUGAUUUAAUGUUCCAGUUUAAGCGUGGCAGAUGUGUGUGUGGGAGGGCUGCGAGGGAAAGGGGGCGUUGUUGUUGUUUUUUAGGUGACCAAAAUCUGGUCCACCAGGUUUUCUCUAACCUACUUCAGACGUCCGAAGCGGUGGAGGCUGACGCGCUGCUGUCACAGCAGGGCGGGGGUGACAGGGACGGGGCGGGUCCUGCGGCCGCGGGGCCGUGCUGGGGCACAGACACGGCCGCUGUCGGCUGCUCAGACCCUGCACAGUGUCCCUGCUCGGUCCCUGCGGAGCUGGUGGCAGCAGGACAGGCUCAAGAGCUGCCUUUGUCACCUGUCGUCCUGCUGUAAUCCCCUCUCGCCCCGAUGCCUCCCCAGGCUGCAGUGGCUUUGCACAUUAUUUGUUUGACUGUAGUGUGUCUUGCUUUAACAUUCAGUUGCAUGUUGUGAAGAUCAGAACCCUGUUUGAGCUCGGACUAAAAGGUGAAAAGCUGUAAUAAAAAAAAAAAACCUUAAGUGUUAGUAGGUUUUGUCACUUCCCACUGUAGGUACAGACAAGACUCAAUGAUGCCAGCAGGAGCACUGGGCAGGAGUUGAAGGACAGCUGAAGUUUGGGUUGGUUUUGUUUUCACCCUUUCCUUUCUGUUCUCUUUCAACAAGAACAGCCAAUUGUAAAUACUUGGGACAUAGGCUUUGGUGACCAAAAGGAUCAUUUGGCACAGGAAAGAUCCAAAGACAAUGCUUCAUGUUCAUCAAAAACCUGUGAUAAAAGAACAGUACAGUCUGUUAUUCAUAACUGAACUAUGGAGGCUCCCGCUAUCCAAAAGAGCAAUUCCAGCUCUGGAACCGUCACCAUGUGCAGCACAGCGGGGACAGAGCUGCUCAGUGGCUGCCGGCCCUGUCCCCGCUGCGGCGUCUCCCACACGUAUCGCAGCUCUGAUUUAUCAAUGAACGUAUCACACCUCUUUAUCAAUGAACGUAUCGCACCUCUGACUCAUCAAUCAGCGUAUCGCAUCUCUGCUCAAUGUGCGCCAGCCCCCCCUGCCCCAGGGUCCGUGUUUCAACCCCCCCGCACGGUGCCUGUGCCCGAGGCACAGGGGACACUGUCCCGUGCUGGGGCUGCGAUGGCAUCGUCCCGACAUCCCUCUCCUCUGGGGACGACAAGCAGCGGGGAACUCCAACUUCAAGGUGCUUCCCUUCUAGGCUUGUAAUGCUUACCCAGAAAUCUAAAUUUCACUGUUACUGGUAACAGCUUAUUAGAAAGAAGAAACCAAUGUUUGAGGAUCUCACAGUAGAAUGAAUGUGGUGUACUUCGAAUUAUUCUGCAUAGAACACGAUCUUCAAAAACAUCGCUUUCCUUUGCACUGGAAAAUUAGAGUCUCUGCUUUUGAGUUAUUGGGUAAGGAAACAAGAAGCAGCAUUUGUGUGAUGACUGAAAGAGACGGUUUUCUACAAUGUACAAACGAAAAUUCAUUGCAAAGAUAAUGCAACAACAAAGAAUGCAAAUGUGCAGACACGGGUAAGUGGCAAAUAAAUUCAGCAAAGAGAAACACUCUGUAUUUAGUGGAAAAUGACAUGGUAAGGUGUCUCUGCACACUUCAGAUGAGAACCAGUUAAUUCAUUUCAAAGCCAGUUUGUUCCUGUAUUUUGAUAACAGUACUGCCUGAGGUAGAAGGGGUGAAAAUCCUCCCGAAACCCCACUCCGUCCCCACAGAAAAUACCGGCACACGGCUGUGCAGUGGUGGCAACAGAUGGCACGAGAGAGGAACCCGGUUUGGAAACACUAGAGAAGAUGCUGAGCAUUGGUUUGGACUCAUGGUUUAAAACCCAACUUGAGGUUACAGAUCUGGAGAUCUGCAAUGGGCUCCAUCACCCUGGAGAUGCCCUGAGCAGGACGCAACCGGCUCCAUCGCACUGAAGAUGUCCUGAGCAGGACUCAACCGGCUCCAUCGCACUGGAGAUGCCCUGAGCAGGACACAACCAGCUCCAUCGCACUGGAGAUGCCCUGAGCAGGACAUAACCGGCUCCAUCGCACUGGAGAUGUCCUGAGCAGGACCCGGAGCCAGCACUGCUCACGGACGGGAGAGCAGAAAGGGGAGAGGAGGUUGUUUUUUCUCUGCCCCUUUUAACCUUCUCUCUUUUUGCAAAUGAAAAAAAGUUUUCCCAUCAGAUUCAAUUUCUACUUCAAAUAAGCAGCAUUUAUGCUUGGGAAAAACUCUUCAAACUGCCCAGAAAUUGAGCAGUAAAUCAAUGGCAGCUUCAGAGCGAGUUAGUGAUGCUGCAAAACUGAAAUGGAGCCAUGGAUUGAUGGGAAGGUUUUCAGGAUGACACACAGGUCGAACACUCACCUCUGGGUUCAGAUCUCUGGGUAUGUGUCUCCGAGGAGCUGCUCGUUCCCCAGCUGGCUCAGAGAAUGCACAACCCCUGCGGAGGCAGCUGGACGUCGUACUCCAGGACCACCCAAGCCAGGAGCUAUUUAAGCACGAUCUGGAUUUCCCAGCACCAGAUCAAUCCCACCGACGGCCCAUCCCCGGUAUGAGACAUCUGCUCACCUGCCACUUUUAGAUAGGACUAAAUCCCUGCUUUUACUUAUUCAUGAGUAAUAUCAUUAUGUAGACAUAGAACAUGCAGAAACCAGCUUCCAGGUGCUCUGAAAGCAGCUUCCAGCCCCCAGAAAACAAAAUAUUUGAGGCUGAAGCUCUACAAGGAGAUAGCGGGUUGGCAAUGGGGAGUCAGUGAAGCAUUAGGUCUGCAUUAGCAUCAGAACCGGCUGUUGGAGCAGAAGCACAGUCCCCAGGGCCGGGUACCCCGGGCAGCAGGAGCUUCGCUGGGUCUUUUUCUGGCUUUACCUUGUGGCACUUUGGGGACAAAUGAGAGGGGAGAAAUGACGAAGGGAUGUGAAUCUGGUUCUGAUGGCUGUAGCAUUCUGUGUGGGCUUCCCGGUGGAGAGAGCGCUGCAAUGUAUCUGAUGUAUUUUUAGGGUAAAAGGACCAUUGAGCAAAGAUUAACCAUUCUGGAGCACUAACACUGCAUGAAAAGGCAUCAUUAUAUUUGGCAAGUGCUGCUUUCUGUCGAGAGCAACCUGUUAUUUUACUUUAGUUAUUUAUUUUUGUUAAAUGAGCAGUACAUUUCUGUGCAGUACAUUUUUAAAGCGUUAACCCGAGGAAUGGGAUAUAAUUCAGGGGACACAGGGGCUAUUAGGUAUUUUGCCUGUCUCUUCAGUGUGUACUGCUCAUCACUCCAUCCUUUUUCAUGUUGAAGCUUCCUUGGAGCGGCUGACACCUGGUUUUGUAGGUCAGGCAGCAACAGAAGCACAGUUUCCUUUAAACACCUCUCUUAGGAGCAGGAUAUGGAAAUGAUCCAAUUAAUCAUCUCCAAUUUCUUGCAAGCACAUUAGAAUCACAGUGUCAUGCAAAGCAAAUCUUUUCCGUGGCCACACUUAAUUUUACGGAACAGUCUCGGUGCUGUCGCACCCUGGCUCUCUGGAACCCAGUGGUUCACGCUCAGGUUUCUCUUGUUCCUGGUCCCGUCACUCAGUUAAUCCGCCUUCGUUACACAGCCCUGAAAUGUCGACUUCUGCACCGGCUCAGCGCGUCUGUUCUGUGAUUAAUCUGCCUCGUGCCUGAGCUCUGAGCCCAUUUAAAAACCCUCGGCAGCCUGGGACUUCCUAGGAGGUUUUCCAUUCCCUUUUCUUAUUUACUGUAGAAAAUCGCUGAUAGAAGAGAAAAAUAAGUUCCCCUUUUGCUCAUGGAAAACACAUCAGAAACUGAAUAGAGCUUCAAGGAACAGCUGAGGUCCGUCUGGCUAAAAAGAGGAGGGCAGAAACAAAAAAGGGGAAGAUGAGAGUGAGAACAUCUGGAUUUUGGUCCCAAGCUCCCGAGCUGUGGCAUCGUUAUUGGUGAGCUGAACUCCAGCUCGGGGCGCAGAACUGCCCAGUGAUUUGGACAAGACAGAGCCUCGGCAGCGGGACGGGGGCUCGGGCAGUCCCGGCCCAAUUCACAUCCGCACUGGAAUUCCGUGUGGACACCCCGUGUGAAGGAAGGCUUCAGGUGCAGGUGAACUACAGUGCCCCACUUUUAAGCAUUGUAAAUUUUCGGGUGGGCAGAACUGAAUGGAUUGCUCUUUUCCCAAAAAGGUAAUUUCUCUAUUACAGAAGAGCAGCAUUUGUAAAGAGCUUUAACCGCGGCAGCCCCCGCGUGCAGCCUGACCAGUACCAGAGCAGCGGCUCGGGAAGGCAGCAAUAAUUCUAUACUGACACGGGACAAAAUGUAUUAUCUGCCGCAUUUUCCUCUGUGUAGGAGGGUGUUACUGCAAGGUAACCUGCUGGCAAUUCCAAAUGCUUCAAGUAGCCAAAGGCACUUGUAGAUACAGGUGUGUGUACUCCAGAGCCGCGUCCCUUCCUGAGAUCCCCUUCCUCGGUUCUGGCACCCCCCGAGCCCCGCUCCUCCUUGUGGGGUGUGGCGCACAUCUCUUCAAGGAUGCAGCUUUACCUCCCUCAGCCCGUGAUCACACCACCUUUGCUUUUACCCCAGAGUGCUGAUUAAAAGAGAAGUCCAUGCAGUCUUACAGAAAAACAUGAAAGUAAACAUGGGAGGCUUGUCACAUACCGCUUCUGUUUGUGUCACCGGGCACACCAGGCGUGACUGCUCCUGCCAGUUGGAAAUAAUUGAAACAGGUGCUGUAUUAAUAUUUAUAAGUCUUCACUAAAACUCUAUUUGAUCUGCUCGUGAGAAACGCAGCUCGUGGAGCACUUUGUGACCUGGCUCUCCAGUGCCCUCUGUUCUCCCAUGCUUCUUACACACAUUAUGCAAAUUGCUGGUGGUAUUUGAUAUUAUUUAUGACUUGUUUUUUUAUCUCAAAAUGUCCAAAGAGAGAUGUCAAUGUCCCUUUUCUCCCCAGACCUGCUCUCUAACAAGCAGGCUCAAAGCAGCUGAAAAGGAAUAACCAAAGCAGCAGGUGCACAACCGUGUAAGCGGCUGGGAGGAUGCUCGGGCUCGGUGCGAUGUCUGUGGGAUUCGGCGGUCCCGGCUCUGCCAGCGCUGGGAGGGAGGAAACGGCAUCGCCCCCGUUGUAUUUGCACCAUCUUGGCUUUUCCAUGAGCGGCAUCAGCGGAGAGCAAUUCUGAGCGAAAGCAGCUGGGGCCGGGGCUCUCCAGCAGAGCCCGUGGCGGCCGCAGCUCCCCGCUCCCCCUUGUAUUCUGCAGGUGUAGCGGCUGGUACGGACCCGCCUGUUCUUCCAGCACGUCACUACGGGGCUAUUAGCUGCCUGUGAACUGUGUAAUUGAGACAGGGCGCAUUAUGUGCACACACAAGACGUCGCCUCAUGUCGCCUCCCCCGAGCCGCUGCACGUGUCCCCGGCCGUGCCACCACGUCCCACAGCCUUGUGUGUGUCUUGGCACCGGUGUCACGCACUCUCAUUCCUGCAGCUGGCUCGAAUGGGCAUGAAGACAGGAGAAUGCUGCAAGACUCAGGAGCCAAAAGGAGCCUCUGUGAAGCCUCAGCUGACCUCUUGAGAGCCCUGGGCCAAGAUAAUUCCUGGCCAGACCCGCUGUGUAUGGAACGAUGAGCUGCAGAGCUCUGACCAGAGGGGAUCUGCUGUCCUGGAGCACCAGGUGACACCGCAGUGUGGAUACAUCUGGUGUUGGCAUUAGCAGUUGAAGUGAAAAAAAUACAAUAAGAAUGCGAAGCCUGGGGACAGAUGGGAUGAGUAUUAAGAAGCACCCACUGCAGAGGCAGAAGAGUAGCACAGAUACGUGACAGUAUCUUGUCUUGGCUACAUUUUGAGACCUUUCCCUGUUUAUGAUUUUGUGACAGUAGGACUCAAAUAUCUAAACACAGGUGUGGUUGCAGCUUGCCACAUGCAAUGAUGCCAUCUGGUCAGCCAUGUACCAGAAAACAGGGGAAAAACAACAGUGCUUGCAGAGCAGUGCUUUCCAAAUGGUUGCUCAGGCAUUUAAAUAAUUAGGUCUAUGAAUUACAGCAGGCAAUGGCUGCCAGGGUGCCCAGGAAGAGCUGGUCAAAAUACUGCUCAUGAAAACAGGAGAAAUCUAUUCUGAGUCUCCUAAAUGUAGGUAAAUUUAACCAAGGUCCCUUUGAUUCUGAAACCAUUUUAGAGAUGUAAUGAUUCAGCUAAUUGUUUUGCCUGGUUGAUAAUGCAUAAUUCAUUGUGAAUUUAAACUCCACGGAGUUCAGGCAUUUUUUGGUGGGACAUGUUUAGUUCUUUGUACACAAGGAAUCAUCAUAUGGACUUGGGAAGCCAGAGGGAAUCAACCUGCCGGAGGGUUUGCAGCGGACCCGAAGCCAGAGCACUUUUCAAACCCGUAUUGAACAGCUCGCUUUGUUCUGCUCAGAUCCAUCAUAUUUGGAAAUACAUCUUGGGGGGGUAUUUGCCCACCACGUUGUGCUGAAGGGAGCGCAGGCUGUUUGCUCCUGCAGCCUUCGCCUUGCUCCUGCUGCCAGCAGCUCAGACCUCGCACGCCAGAGCAGCCUCUGAACGCAAGUGCGCUUCUCCUGCCUCCCUGGGACGCCUGCUGGCAGCAGCACCAAGGGACGUCUCCCCUGCAUAAAACCAAGGCAGAGGUGAGAUCUGUUCUGCCGGUAACCGUGUGCCAGCCGCGGCGGCAGAUCCCGCGGCCCCCGCUGCGAGCGGAGCAGCAGCAUCUCUGCGCUGUGUGGGCAGCAAGAGCCGGGGACACAUCUCCCAGCAUGGGGAGAACAAUCCCCUUCCCAGGCAGUUUUGUAAGUGUUAGCAACCAUGGUAACUGGAACAGAAAUGUAAGCAGUGCUCCGUGCGUUCAGUUUGACACAAUUCUUUUUGCAGAACAGCCGUGUUAAAAAUACACGGGACUUGCCCCAGCUCCCUCAGGCACGGCUCGGUGCUGCCUGGAGACCUGGAGGAGCACGUUGUACCUGGGGGCCCGUGCAACGGAGAAAUCCUUAACGUUCAUGGAAUUUGCCAGUACACCAGUGCAUUUGCAUAGCUGGGUCCACUCAAGACGGCUUUCAAAAAAGCUGGAGAUGCGGCUCCAUCACCCUGCUGGCUGCUGGACACCCGACCAGGAUGGGCUGUGGGGUUUCCUCAGGGCUGCCCGGUACCCAGCCCUCAGCUGGUGACAGCACAGCCCCGCACCGGGACUCGUCCUGCCCGCACAGCUUUGCAAAUGACCUUGACCCAGGCGCUGUUGGUGCUGCUGUCUGUUGGUCCCCCUGUCUGUCUGCGCCCCAGCCGUCCCGCUCUGCCACCCCAGCAGCAGAGGGUGGCUCUGCCACCGCUCCGCGGGAGGUGCUCGUGAUGAACCGCGUGUGCUCCAUGAACGUGUGGCCAGAGUAACUCCUGAGGUGGUGUCACUUUCUGGACACCUCGAUGACAUCCUAUGCCAUGCCCCCCUCCUCCAGCCAGACUCCUUUUUUUGGUCUUUUCUUUUAAUUUCUAUCACUUGGAGAGUUUGCGCUGCACAGUUUGUGCUUUUCUUGCUUUGGGAAUAAAUAGAUGACAGUUGUCAAUCUAGGGCAUCUCACCAACAUUGAAUGCAAUGGCUUUUUUCCUUCAAAGACACUUUGGGGAUUUUAAAUGAUGAUUUUUGAGUGCUAACAGAAAUCAUGUAGCUGGGUAGCUCCAUUAAAGGCUUUGCAAGUAUUCUUCUACAAUAA